AUGCCUGUCCUAGAAAAAAACAUGCAGAAGAAAGAAAAAGAUAUAUGCACUAAAGAUGAGACAGCAGUGCCAAAACUUCCAGUCCCACCACUGCAACAGACCUUACACAGGUACCUACAGUGCAUGAAACACUUGGUGCCAGAGGAGCAAUUUAUAAAGACCAAGGUCAUAGUGGAGAAAUUUGGAAUUGCAGGAGGCCUGGGGGAAUCCUUGCAGGAAAUCCUUGAGGAAAGAAGGGAAAAGACAACGAACUGGGUGUUUAACUACUGGCUGGAUGACAUGUACCUCAACAACCGGCUAGCUCUCCCAGUCAAUUCCAGCCCAGCAAUUAUCUUUGCUCAUCAGUGUUUCAAGGAUGUAAAUGACCAGCUGAGGUUUGCCGCCAAUCUCAUUUCAGGAGUGCAAGACUAUAAAGCUUUACUGGACACCCAUGCUUUACCUGUUGAUUUUGCUCGUGGACAGCUGUCCGGUCAUCCUCUCUGUAUGAAGCAAUACUAUGGACUCUUUUCUUCCUAUCGUCUUCCAGGACAUACCAAAGAUACCCUCGUGGCCCAGAAAAGCAGCGUAAUGCCAGAACCAGAGCACAUCAUUGUUGCAUGUAACAAUCAGUUUUUUGUUUUGGAUGUUGUCAUUAAUUUCCGUCGACUGAGUGAAGGAGAUCUUUUCACUCAGUUACGAAAAAUAGCCAAAAUGGCAGAGAAUGAAGAGGAAAUGCUGCCUCCAAUUGGCCUGCUGACAACAGAUGGAAGAACAGAGUGGGCAGAGGCCAGGACAAUCCUUAUGAAAGACUCUACUAAUCGCGACUCUCUUGACAUGAUUGAACGGUGCAUAUGCCUGGUAUGUCUGGACAGCCCAAGCGGGGUGGAACUCAAUGAUACAAACAUGGCAUUGCAACUGCUACAUGGGGGAGGCUACCAUAAAAAUGGGGCCAAUCGUUGGUAUGACAAACCUAUGCAGUUUGUGGUAGGAAGAGAUGGAGUCUGCGGUACCGUGUGUGAACAUUCCCCUUUUGAUGGCAUCGUACUGGUGCAGUGCACUGAACACUUGCUCAAGCACAUGAAAGAAAGCUCCAAGAAAUUAGUCCGAGCUGAUUCAGUGAGCGAGCUUCCUGCUCCACGGAGAUUAAGAUGGAAAUGCUCCCCUGAAAUUCAGGCACACUUGGCAUCAUCAGCAGAAAAACUCCAAAGACUAGUACAAAAUCUGGACUUUAUCGCCUACAAGUUUGAGAACUAUGGAAAGGAAUUUAUUAAGAAACAAAAGGUUAGCCCAGAUGCUUAUAUUCAAGUAGCACUUCAGCUGGCAUUUUACAGAUGCCACAGGAGACUUGUUCCUACCUAUGAAAGUGCUUCCAUACGCCGAUUUGACGAGGGCAGAGUUGACAAUAUUAGGUCUGCUACCUUGGAAGCAUUUGCUUUUGUAAAAGCAAUGACUGAUGACAAGACAGCUCUAUCGGAUUUGGAGAAGAUGCAGAGAUUUAAGGAUGCGAUUGCAGCUCAAACUAAUUACACUAUUCUGGCUAUUACUGGAAUGGCAAUAGACAAUCAUCUAUUAGGGCUCAGAGAGGUGGCACGGGAACACUUCAAGGAACUACCAGAGAUAUUUACAGAUGAGACAUAUUUGACAAGCAAUCGAUUCAUCCUCUCAACCAGCCAGGUUCCAACUACUAUGGAAAUGUUCUGCUGCUAUGGGCCUGUGGUGCCCAAUGGUUAUGGAGCAUGUUACAACCCUCAGCCAGAGCAUAUAUUAUUUUGCAUCUCAAGCUUUAAAGAUUGUAAAGAAACCUCAUCAGACAUGUUUGCAAAAGCUGUGGAAGAGAGUCUCCUGGCAAUGAGGGAUCUGUGCAACAAAUGCAACUCUACCAUGACAAAGCCAUUUGCUAAUCAAGAAGCAGCCACACAGCUGCAGAGUGACCACAAAAUCUAGGAGGCUGUAGGAAUUAUUCUCCUGAAUUUACCUUAAGUAGAAACAAUGAUCUAGUUGUUCAAAAGCAAGAUAGUACUACUAAUAUAUUAGUGUAGAACCAAAAUGUCAUUUGUUUUGCAUUGUUGCCAACAUCUAAAACCCUGUAAGUACUAACUAUACCGCUUCUUGCUUGAGAACAAAAAAGUUCUGGUCUCACCAGCUGAAAUGGAGGAAAUAAUAAUGAGUAUGUGUUGUACUACCAUUUCUAACCAUCAUCAACUUAGGCCAUUUUAUCAGCUAAAAAA
This is a messenger RNA of Chaetura pelagica (chimney swift), 2207 nucleotides long. It is a transcript of the gene CHAT, whose product is annotated as choline O-acetyltransferase. Gene Ontology annotation, biological process: acetylcholine biosynthetic process; neuromuscular synaptic transmission. NCBI's taxonomy places the organism in Eukaryota, Metazoa, Chordata, Aves, Apodiformes, Apodidae. The coding region runs from base 1 to 1923 and encodes 640 amino acids. The record is from RefSeq and is a predicted model, not a curated record. The transcript is spliced from 14 exons. Gene Ontology annotation, cellular component: neuron projection; cytoplasm. Gene Ontology annotation, molecular function: choline O-acetyltransferase activity.